Molecule: messenger RNA, 1534 nt
Organism: Phytophthora nicotianae INRA-310
Lineage: Eukaryota; Oomycota; Peronosporomycetes; Peronosporales; Peronosporaceae
Exons: 1
Coding region: 27-1439 (470 amino acids)
Biological process (GO): regulation of glucose metabolic process; protein phosphorylation
Cellular component (GO): mitochondrion
Molecular function (GO): pyruvate dehydrogenase (acetyl-transferring) kinase activity
Source: RefSeq, a predicted model, not a curated record
AUUUGACCCCAACACCUCAAACGACAAUGGAACUUGUCAGGCGUAGUGCCAACCCCCAUCUCUUAUCAGGCGUGCUAUCCACGGUCGCCAAGACUGCCGUGGCACGCCACGGUGCUGCACUGCUGCACAUGGACGCUUUUCGUGCGGACUUCGAGGCCAACGCCAUCUCCAUGGACGAGGUGCGCGAAAUUGCCCACAACGACCCCACGCCCAUGUCUCUCCAGCAGAUGCGCACGUUCGCUGAUGGUAGCACUAAGCUGCGUCUUGUGGCGGCCAAGUUCGUGCACAAGGAGCUGCAGUCGAGGUACGCACGAGCCAUCAUGGAGCUGUCCGACUUGCCCAUGGGUCUGAGCGAGACCACGUCCGUGCGCCACGCUAUCAACUUCUAUCGCUAUGAACUGCAAAGUAUCAAUCGCAUGAAGUCGCCCACAAAUGCCGCAGAGGACCUGGUAUUCACACAGAAGAUCCGCAACGCCAAGGAGCGCGGCUCGAACCUCGUGCCGCUCAUCUGCUACGGUCUCCAGGAACUUAAGGCCACGGAUCUGGGCCAGAGUGCACUGCAGCUGGAAAGCGUGCAGGAGGACAUCAAGGACCGAUUGGACAAGUUCUUCCUUGGUCGCAUUGGUAUCCGCAUGAUCAUCGGACACCACGUCGAGUCGCUGGAGCACACUGGUGGCCGUGUGCAUUUGGUUAAUGCCGAGCAGGUCGUCCGUGAUGCGUGUGAACAAGCACGGAGACUAUGCGUGCAAUACUGUGGUGCGGCACCUCUCAUUCAGAUUCGUGUGACUCCCAGCACCAAUAUGCCUUUCAUGUAUGUCGAAUCGCACCUUCACCACAUGGUCUUCGAGUUGGUCAAGAACUCGAUGCGUGCCACAGUGGAGCACCACCGUUCUCGGUUUCAGCUUCCGCCACAAGGCAAAAUGAACCGCUUCGAGCGUGUAAUGAACCCGAAGAGUCCGUCGCUGGACUUCUACAUCCCGUCUGUUGAGGAGGUCGCGGGAGUCAAGGUUUACCCGGAUGUGAGCAAAUACCGGUCAGGCGACGAACUUCCCCCCGUGGAGAUUGUGAUCUGCCAAGGCAGUGAAGACCUGACCGUCAAGGUCAGUGACGAGGGUGGAGGCGUUCCACGUAGUCGCUGGAAUAAGCUGUGGCACUACGACUACACCACUAGUCUGUUGUGCCCACCUAUUAACUCGGACAACUACCCAACGUACUGCGAGCACUUCAGUGGGGGCGGCUACGGUUUGCCAAUUGCAAGACUGUUCGCUCGCUACUUUGGUGGAGACGUCGUUUUCAGUUCACAAGAGGGCUCUGGUUCGACAGCGUUUAUCCAAGCACACCGCCUGGGAACGAACAUGGAACGGGUCCCCCGCUGGAAAAGGAUGCAGCCGUCAACUUCAUCACCUCCUCGCUGGCAGAUUCAUCGUUCAAACGCAUGAGCUUGGCAAAUCGCCAGUAGAAUGUAUCCGCUCGUAUUUUAUUAUCAAUGGACAGUAUUAACUUAAACGCUUAAAAUAUUCCAUGUUUUCGAUUC